AGUGUGCGGGUGGGUGGCCGCCACACGCUCGCCGCGCCCGCGUGCGUGUGCUCGCCUCCCUCCCUCCAUCCCCACUCCCCCAGGCAGCCGUCCCCUGCACUGCACCUGCCCGCGCGCAUCCGGCCACCCUCCAUCCCCGGUCGUCAGCCACCCCAGCCGGCCGCCGCGGAUCGCCUGGCUGGGGAUCAAGAUCCGCCGAGGCCGAGGAACAUUAAUCUGGGAAUGGUGGCUGACACAGAAAGCUCAGAUUUGCUACCUGGAAGUUCAAAUGCUGCUGCUGAGACGCCUGUUCAUGGGUCUCUUGAUCAAAGAUCUCAGGAAAAGACUCCAAAGAAAACUCAUAAAGCUGAACGAGAGAAGCUCAAGCGUGAUCAGUUAAAUGAACUUUUUCUUGAGCUCGGCAGUAUGCUAGAUCUUGAUCGACAAAAUACAGGAAAAGCCACGGUAUUAGGUGAUGCUGCGCGAGUACUGCGAGAUCUGGUUACUCAAGUAGAAUCUCUUAGAAAGGAACAAUCUGCUCUUCUAUCGGAACAACAAUAUGUCAGUUCAGAGAAGAACGAGCUGCAAGAGGAGAAUACUACACUCAAAUCCCAAAUAUCAGAACUAGCAAACGAUCUCUGUGCAAGGAUGGGGAGUAGCAGUCUCAGUCUAAGCAGUCCUGGGAUGUCACAUCCAGUGGCGAACGCUACAAGUCCUGAUUUGGCGACUCACCCCAUGCCACAUCACAUGUGGGGCAACAUUCCUAAUUUAAGCUCUGUAGCCAUGGCGCAUCAAACGACUACAGUAUCACCAGUGCACAGUCAGCAUCACUCUGCCAAUGAUGUUGAAGUUUAUGCACCACCGCCUCAGGAGCUGCAGCUCUUUCCAGGGACAUCCUCAUCACCAGAGCAUGAAUGUUCAGGCAUCAGAAGCGCAGCAACCAACUCUUCAAGCCUGACAGAUUCUUUGCCAGGGCAGCUUUGCUUAAGCCUUACACAAUCAUCUCAAGAAGAAAGCAGCAGCGGUGUGUUGGGAAGAAGAAAAGAACGGUGAAAUGCUUAGCAGAUUGCUGAUGCUGGAAUCAGUAUUUGGUGGUAGUGAUUGCCCUGUAAAUACUGAGAAUCCCCUCCCUUCACUGAUUCAGAACUAAUGUUAUAGGUGCCCUGUACUGAACUGUGACUCUGUAGCGCUUGUUCUACAAACUCAGUCUGCCUUUAGUUCUGAUGCUGAUCAAACUGAUUCAGGAAUGUUAUAGUUACUCUGUACUGAACUGUGGCCAGCGCUUGUUCUGCAAAUUCCCAGCCAUAUUUGGCGGGCCAGCUCAUAUAUGUGCUCGGAAAUAGUUGAUUCAACAGCA
Molecule: messenger RNA, 1336 nt
Organism: Setaria italica (foxtail millet)
Lineage: Eukaryota; Viridiplantae; Streptophyta; Magnoliopsida; Poales; Poaceae
Product: transcription factor BHLH062
Exons: 5
Coding region: 223-1032 (269 amino acids)
Molecular function (GO): protein dimerization activity
Source: RefSeq, a predicted model, not a curated record